AUGGCUCCGCAUUACCAGGCCGCUACGCUGAUUACUUCUCCGUCCUAUCCGAACUCCAUCACCUGGUCAAGCGAGAACUUGGUGGCUGUUGCUUCUGGUCACAUUGUCACUAUCCUGAACCCAGCCACAAUUGAAGGGCCUCGUGGAUUUAUCUUGCUUCGCUCUAGAGAUCCUUUUCCCAUUGGAGUGGUUAAAAGAGAAGAUCUCCUUGAACCAUGUUUAGUCCCCACUUUCUUAGUGCGUGAUACUGAACCAUGCGCGCGGUCAAUUUCAUGGUCUCGACAAGGCUUUGCACCUAAUUCUGGUUGUUUGCUUGCCGUCUGUACUUUUGAUGGUCAUGUAAAUCUUUACCGCCCACCAAUUUGGGAAUUCUGUGAUGAAUGGGUUGAGGUUGCGGACGUAUCUAAAUUGCUGUUCAACUAUUACAAAAGUAUAAACUUUGGAGAGGAUGAUAGUCCUGAUUCAAUUCCUCAGGAAAAGGCAAAUAGUGAGCAGACACAUGCGAUGGGAUGUACUGGUGAAUCGCAAGGACCUCUUUCCUGCAGCGAUCUUGGGCGGAGAAAAAGGAAACCAUCAAGAUUUGAAAGCUAUGUUUAUGAUGAGGAUGAAGGUGAUGUAGAUGCUUCAAAGGAUGCAGACUUCUGGCUCAAUCCAUGCUGCAAGUCAAAGAAGAUAUCUAUGAAAACGAUUGUCAAACCUGUGCAUACAACUGCUAUCGUAAAUGGGUUAGGUGGCUCACAGGAUACCAAAGCAGCAGUCUCUUGCAACAAAGAAAACACAUGUCUUCCUCUUAUCACUGCAGAACAGUAUGCAUGUCGAAAUGCGAUUUUGUCUUCUCUGGUAGUUGCAUGGUCUCCAAUUGUGCCAUCACGCGACACUACUUCACAUUUGUUGAGAAAUUGGUGCAUUCUUGUUGUUGGUUCCAAGUCUGGGGACGUUUCAUUUUGGAAAAUAUGCAAGCCUGAGUAUUAUACCAUAGAUGUUUGCAUGGUUACCAGAGAUCCAAUACUCAUUGGGGUUCUCAAAGCGCAUAAUUCAUGGGUUAGUGCCAUCAGUUGGGAAGUUUCCUUUGCAGACUCUUCAAAGUCCUCACUACUUUUAGCAACUGGGUGUUCAGAUGGAAGUGUGAAGAUAUGGUCCGGUAAUACCGAAGGAUUAAAUCAAUGUACAUAUGUAAAAGAAUUGCCAUUUUCAUUAUUGGCUGAGGUCACCACUAAUUCGUCAGCACCAGUCUCGUCAGUUUCAUUAUCUGUACCAGCUCAGCGUCAACAUGGUGUUAGUUUUAACUUGGCAAUUGGAAGAGUAUCCGGGUCACUGGAAACAUGGAUGUGGGAUCCAUGUAGAAACAAGAUUGAGAAUACCAGUGCAUGUUAUGCACAUGAUCAAGUGGUGACAGGUUUAUCGUGGGGUUUGGAUGGCCAUUGUUUAUACAGCUGCAGCCAGGAUAAUUCUGCACACUGUUGGAUUAUCGAGAAACAGAAACUUGAAGAAAUUCCUGUGCACACAAAUUUUCAGGAGCUAAAAGAGUUAACAGAUCUAUCAGAAGUAUCUGAUCAAUGCUUUGGACUUUCGAUUGCACCAGGACAACUAAUGAUUGUUGUGGCUCACGCCCCGCUUUAUAGAUAA
Triticum aestivum (bread wheat) is the source of this 1626-nucleotide messenger RNA. RefSeq lists its product as uncharacterized. Gene Ontology annotation, molecular function: histone acetyltransferase activity; protein binding. NCBI's taxonomy places the organism in Eukaryota, Viridiplantae, Streptophyta, Magnoliopsida, Poales, Poaceae. The transcript is spliced from 14 exons. The record is from RefSeq and is a predicted model, not a curated record. Gene Ontology annotation, cellular component: transcription factor TFIIIC complex. The coding region runs from base 1 to 1626 and encodes 541 amino acids. Gene Ontology annotation, biological process: transcription initiation at RNA polymerase III promoter.